Messenger RNA from Geodia barretti, 531 nucleotides. The record is from the annotation of a GenBank genome assembly. NCBI's taxonomy places the organism in Eukaryota, Metazoa, Porifera, Demospongiae, Tetractinellida, Geodiidae.
AUGAGUGUGAAUGAGCUACUCCAGAGGGUCCAUUUCGUGGUUGACAACGGUGGCAACAGGACAGCCGUAGUACUCGACUACGAGGACUGGGAAGAGUUGAUGACACUUCUGGAAGAUAUUGAGGAUGCCGAGGAACUCAGCCGCAGCGCGGAUUCUGAGGAAGAACUGAUUCCUUGGGAGCAGGCGCAAGCGGAACUGAGGGCAAAAGGGAUUGACGUAUAGGGUUCAUAUAGCGCGUCGCGCAAUGAGGGACAUCGAACGAAUCAAUCCCCAAUAUACUCGCUUGAUUAGUCAGCGCAUCACAGCUCUUUCGGAAGACCCUCGGCCACAAGGCGCAAGGCGGCUGCGAGGACAGACAGGCUACAGAUUGCGUGUAGGAGUGUACAGAGUUCUAUACCAAAUUGAUGAUACUGCGCGAACUGUUACUGUUCGCCGCGUAAUGCAUCGCAGAGAGGCCUACCGCUAGAACAAUUUGCCACUCCCCUCAUUCCUGCUUUUACAGGAAUCCACCGUAGCUUUUGGGCGAUAAAA